AUGGCCACGGUCUUCAAUCUUGACAGAUCAGGCCAGGGCCUCCAUUUUCUCAGGUACGGCCCUGCCUGCAGGAGGUCGCAGCUGCUCGUGCUCGCCCUCAUCUCCUGCCUGAGCAUCGCCUCCGCCACCUCCUCGUUCCGGCCGCAGCCACGCCCCGACAACAGCGACCUCGCGCAGACGACCAGCACCACCGGCGGCGGCGUGGGCGCGCGGACGUGCUGGUACACGGUGCAGAUCAAGACGAGCUGCGCGUCCCCGGCGCACACGUCGGACACGAUCAGCCUGGCGUUCGGCGACGUGUACAAGGACGAGGUGUACGCGGCGCAGCUGGGCGGCUUCGCCGGCGCGUUCGACCGGUGCGCCACCGACACGUUCAAGAUCGGGGGACCCUGCGGGUACGGCGUCUGCUACCUCUACGUCCGCCGCGCCGGCCGCUCCGGGUGGACGCCGGAGUGGAUCAGGGUGUACGAGCCCGCCUCCCCCGGCACGCCCUCCACCUUCCGCUACGGCGACCCGCUGCCCAACAACGUCUGGUACGGCCUCGACCGCUGCAGGCGCCUCGUCUCCCCCUCGUCGUCCUCCUCUCCUUCCUCUUCUGUCGCUGCGGUCCAAGCGAUGUAGCCAUGGCCGAAGCAGAUCGUGGAGCUAGCACUUGUAUGUAACAUGAUUUUGUCGACCCAGUACCGCGAGUUUGCCAGAUACACUACUGUACUAUUUUGGCCAGAAUUUCAGCAUGCGAUCUGUAUAAUCCUGAUCGAGAUGUAUAUGACACGAAUAAAACCGCUCCAAUCUCUCUGUUUUUGUUU
Messenger RNA from Lolium rigidum, 806 nucleotides. RefSeq names its product embryo-specific protein ATS3A-like. The record is from RefSeq and is a predicted model, not a curated record. NCBI's taxonomy places the organism in Eukaryota, Viridiplantae, Streptophyta, Magnoliopsida, Poales, Poaceae. The transcript has 2 exons. Gene Ontology annotation, molecular function: protein binding. The coding region runs from base 1 to 621 and encodes 206 amino acids.